AUGAACAUUUGUGGAUCCAAGACAUGCAUUCCAGUCCGCGUGUGCGCCAUGUCAGCAGCCAACCCGUUCCAGGUUGGCACAUGUCUGGAUGACGGAGCGGGCGGCUACAACUGCCUGUGUCCUGCGGGGUUCGUGGCGGAUGAACGACCCGAUGAAACCCCCGUCUGCGUGCCAGAAUUGAACCGGCUCAAGGCAUGCGUGAGAGCAUGGGUGCUCAAGGCAUGUGUGAUAGCAUGGGUGCUCAAGGCAUGUGUGAGAGCAUGGGUGCUCAAGGCAUGUGUGAGAGCAUGGGUGCUCAUGGCAUGGAUCAACCUCAUCGUGGGAGAGCAGAUGCUGCUAGGCCAACAGGUGUGUGUGCGUGGUGGGAAAUCAAGCUUGCUACUCGGAGCUACUCGGUGUGUAACAAACCUGCAGUACACGGUAGUGACGGGAGACACAUGUGCUCGCACCAUUGCUCUAUACUUCAAGAGCUCAUCACAAUUAUUGGCUCAAUACAACACGGGUUAUGUGUGUACAAACAGCCGCUUGUACAAGGGCAUGCGCCUGUGCAAGCCACCUUAA
This is a messenger RNA of Closterium sp. Naga37s-1, 561 nucleotides long. Lineage: Eukaryota; Viridiplantae; Streptophyta; Zygnematophyceae; Desmidiales; Closteriaceae. The record is from the annotation of a GenBank genome assembly.